Molecule: messenger RNA, 915 nt
Organism: Otolemur garnettii (small-eared galago)
Lineage: Eukaryota; Metazoa; Chordata; Mammalia; Primates; Galagidae
Product: olfactory receptor 51H1-like
Exons: 1
Biological process (GO): G protein-coupled receptor signaling pathway
Cellular component (GO): membrane
Molecular function (GO): olfactory receptor activity; G protein-coupled receptor activity
Source: RefSeq, a predicted model, not a curated record
UUCUUCACACUGACUGGGAUUCCAGGAAUGCCAGAAAAGGAUUUGUGGAUGGCCUUACCCCUCUGUCUUCUGUACAGCACCACGUUUCUGGGCAAUGUCACCAUCCUAAUUGUGAUCAAAGUUGAACAAAGUCUCCAUGAGCCCAUGUAUUAUUUUCUGGCCAUGUUAGCUGCCACUGACCUCAGCCUUUCACUGUCUUCUAUGCCCACCAUGGUCAGUGUUCACUGGUUCAGCUGGCGGUCAAUAACUUUUAAUGCCUGUAUCACCCAGAUGUUCUUCAUCCAUACCUUUGGGGGAGUGGAAUCAGGGGUUCUGGUGGCCAUGGCCUUUGAUCGUUUUGUGGCCAUCCGCUACCCUUUGCACUAUGCUACCAUUCUUACUCACGGUGUCAUUGGCAAAAUUGGAGCAGCCAUCCUGCUGCGGAGCAUGGGGGCUGUGCUCCCUGUGCCUUUCCUCAUCAAAAGGCUACCUUUCUGCCACUCUACUGUCCUCUCCCAUGCAUACUGCCUCCAUCAGGAUGCCAUGAGGCUUGCCUGUGCUGACACAAGUGUCAAUAGUAUCUAUGGCCUGCUGGCGGUGAUCUUCAUUAUUGUAUUUGAUGCCUUGAUCCUUUUAGUCUCCUACAUUCUAAUCCUCCAGGCAGUAUUGGGCAUUGCUUCCCGGGAAGAGAGGGUCAAGGCUAUCAACACCUGUCUCUCUCAUAUCUGUGCAGUGCUGCUUUUCUAUGUGCCUCUCAUUGGCAUGACCUUGAUUCAUCGAUAUGGGAAGCAUCUGUCACCAGUAACACACACAUUCAUGGCCAAUGUCUACCUGCUGCUCCCUCCUGUGCUCAAUCCCAUUGUGUACAGUGUUAGGACCAAACAGAUUCGACGGCGCAUCAUCCAGAUGUUCUGUGGGGGCAGGGUUGGCCCUUAA